Arabidopsis arenosa is the source of this 5083-nucleotide messenger RNA. Lineage: Eukaryota; Viridiplantae; Streptophyta; Magnoliopsida; Brassicales; Brassicaceae. The record is from the annotation of a GenBank genome assembly.
AUCGGUGGUGGAGCUGUGGUCCUAUUGUUGUGAUAUGGACAAGGCAUGGGUGUGGCUUCCAAGGGCUAGCCGAGAGUAUGUGGAAGGAGCAACAAAUUUUGUGACUGCAUCAUCAAGGAGGUUGGGGAAUCCAUCUGAAAUUUUCUGUCCCUGCAUCGAUUGCCGCAAUGUUUGCCAUCAACUUGUAGACACAGUAGUGGACCAUCUUGUGAUCAAGGGUAUGGAUAAGAAAUACAUGAGGAAUUCGUGUUGGAGUAUGCAUGGUGAAAGAAAGUCUGAUAUUUCUGAUAGUGUUCCCACAUCAGAAACUGAGGCUUAUGAUUUGCUUAGGACGGCUUAUUUUACUGGUGAAGGCAGUCCACAGCCAUCAAACAACAUUGGAGGAGAAACUGAGGAGGGGACCUUGUCUGGAUGUAAAGUGAAAGGGAAACAAGCGUGUAAUGUAUGUGGAAAGGAUACACCUUGUAGGUGGUUGAAGAACUGUCGAAAGUAUGUGUAUAUGGGUAACAGAAAGCGACUCAGACCUGGACAUCCUUACAGACGCAGAAAAGCAUGGUUUGAUAACAAUAUCGAGGAAGGCACUGCAAAAAGGGUUCAGUCUGGUACUGAAAUAUUUGACACACUGAAAGACUUCAGGAAUGAUUUUGGAAGAGAUUUAGAUAAGGAAGCUAAAAGAAAAAGAUCAGAUUUGUUAGAAGAUGAGGCGGUUCCAGAGGAAGAGUGUGAUGAAAGCACUGAUCAGUGGCGGUGGAAGAAGCGGUCAAUAUUGUUUGAGUUAGCUUACUGGAAGGAUUUACCGGUGCGUCACAAUAUUGAUGUGAUGCAUGUGAAGAAGACCUUGUCUGAUGCUAUGUUGUCUACACUGAUGCAAAGUGCCAAGUCAAAAGAUGGCUUGAAAGCAAGAAAAGACCUGGAAGAUAUUGGAAUCCGAAGGUAUCUGCACCCAGAGGUACGGGGAAAGAAAACAUAUUUGCCUCCAGCAGCUUACUGGAUGUCUAAGGAAGAGAAAAAGGUAUUUUGCAAGAGGUUGUCUAAUUUCAGAGGUCCUGAUGGUUAUUGCGGGAAUAUUGCUAAUUGUGUUUCAGUCAACCCUCCUGUGAUUGGGAGUUUGAAGUCCCAUGAUCAUCAUGUACUCAUUCAAAACUUGUUACCUGUUGCGUUGAGAGGGUUGCUGCCAAGCGGCCCUAGGACUGCGGUAACUCGAGUUUGCAACUACUUCAACAGAUUGUGCCAACGUACGAUUGACCCAAAGAAGCUAAUUUCUUUAGAGUCUGAGAUUGUAGAGACAAUGUGCCAACUGGAGCGGUACAUGAAAACACUUAAGGCAUAUGUAAAAAACUAUGCAAGACCAGAAGCGUGUAUGGCUGAAGGAUACUUGGCCGGAGAAUGCAUUUCUUUCUGCUUAGAGUUCCUACAGAAUUCUGUACCAGUGCAAGAAGCUGUAAACCGUAACGAAGAUGUUGAGGCUGAUGGAAGUGUUGUUGAAGGCAGACCAUUGCAUAAGGGUCGAGAAGUUGUCCUUUCAGAGAAAGAGAGAGACAUAGCACAUCGAUAUGUCUUGAUGAACUUGGCAGCUGUGGAUCCCUAUGUGGAAUCAGUUUGCCCAGUGGAUAAAAAAAAGAUUCCUUCUAAUUCAAAAGAUCACUCGACGAAGCUUCGGUGGUUGGCAUUUGGACCUAGACUAACUGCUCAAACCCACAAAGGGUUUGUCAUUAACGGGCAUCGCUUUCACACUGAUGACGUUAAGCGGAAGACACAGAAUAGUGGAGUGACUUAUGAAGCUUUUAGCAUGUGUAGAUCUACUGCACGAGACACUAGACAAAUGGCUGACAUAGUUACUUACUAUGGAGUGAUUAAGGAAAUUAUACUUCUGGACUACCACAUGUUCACAGUGCCAUUAUUCAAAUGCAGUUGGGCCAAUAGAGGGUAUGGUGUAAAGGAAGAGGAUGGAUUCACGCUUGUGAACCUUCAUAUGAAUCAAUCGUCAUAUCUCCAAGAUCCAUAUAUUCUCCCAUCACAAGCAAAACAAGUUUUCUAUUCCAGAGAGAAUGACACAUCACCUUGGUAUGUUGUUAUGAGGGCUCCUCCUAGGGGCUACCACGAGUUGGAGACAGAGGAAGAGUUUGUUGGUGCACCUUUAUCACCCCAACCAGUUGAUGAUUUAGAGAUUCAAUCUUCUGAUGAUGAGAGUUUCUAUGUUAGGGAGGAUUGUGAAGGGAUCACAGUUGCAGAAGGAGGAUUAGUCCGUCGAAGUAAACGUCAACAAGGCUUGGAUGCUGUAACAGUCAUGCAGCGGCCAAAAGCCACCAAAACAAAGAAAAAAAGAAUAGGAGAAGUGAUGACUGAUGUUGUUAACCUUGAGGAAGCUGAAGAAGCUGUUGGUGAUCUUGUUCAAGAUGUUCAGAAGUCUGGUGAUAUAGCUGCUGAGGAAGUUGUUGGUGGUCCUGUUCAAGAAGUUCAGAAAUCUGGUGAUGUAGCUGCUGAGGAAGCUGAUGGUGAUCCUGAUCAAACUGUUUCUGAGAAAGAAGUUGCUAACACUAGUCAACAACCUGCUGAGCAAGUAGAUGCUCAAGAUGAUGAUGAGACUGUUGAACCUUUGGCAGUUGAAACUGACAAUAUGAAUCAAGAUUCUCAACCUGUUGCAUCUGAACCUAAUGCUAGGGAAGAUGACUCUCAGCGUACUGAUGCUGGAACUGAGAUGCGUAGCACUUCAGGACUAGGAACACCGCAGUCAGCUCCCACUAUAAAGAAGAGAAGAGGGCCGACCAAGAUGCGUAAAGUGGCUAAGGAUCCUCAGGACAGGGUUGAAGUGUCAUUCACUGAGCUUGGUGAACAUGUAGGUCCUGGUUCAGUGACACUAUCAUCAUUUGUUGGUGCUAUUGUGCGUGAACAUGUUCCGGUAACACUUGAUGAUUGGAGAAAACUGGAUAGUCAGACAAAGGAUACACUUUGGGAGGAAAUACAGUUUGGAACUCUUGGAUUAAGAGUAGGACUAGCACAGCUUUUAAGACAUGGGGAAGAACUCAAUAUGGAUAUAGGAACCAGUUACACUGAUAGGACAUAUCAAAGUGAGAAUCAUGAAGAGGUGGGUUAUGUUGUAGAAGAUCCUUAUGUGGAUAUGGUGAACGAUGCAUUUCGUUAUAACGUGGGGUUUGAUGAUAACUAUGAUCAGGAUGGUAGUUAUCAGAAUGUCGAAGAACCAAAAGCGGAGAAGAUUGCAAAAACUUAUGAGCAGAAUGUGCUUGAUAGGUUGAAUGAGCUAGAGGCAGAUACUUCUGCAGUUUCUGAUGGCGCUUCACGACCUCGGGAGCUCACAACAGAGGAGUAUACCACCAUCUUUCUUCAGUCCACUGAGAGGGAUGCAAGGGGAAAUCCGUAUGGAAUCGGAAGUUUGAAGAACACUCUUGGCAGUGGCAAUCGCAAGUACCCUGGAGACUCGUCAUCCUUUCAAUCUCUGGAAGAACAGCUAAAGGAUGCUCACCGCAAAAUAGAAGAGCAGGUUGCAUAUAAUGAAAGGCGAGAGUCUGAGGUUGCUUCCCGUGAAGCUGAGCAAGCUCGAGUCGCGGCUGAGCAAAAGGACAAGCUCGAGCACUUGUCCUUGGUGGAGAAGUAUCUGCGUCAAACUGAUCCUCAAUUCCUCCACUUCAUGGCCACUCAUUCUUCUUCAGCUGAAAAAAAAAGUGAUGACCCUAAAAAGAUCACUAGGAGUAAGGUUUGGAUAGCAGGACACACUCACGCUGAUGGUAGACCCGUGAGGCCAGAGUUUGCUGACACUAUUGAACAAAUACAAUCACUUGAUAGUCAAAUGGACUCCACAUCAGGUGAUAACAUAAGAGAAGAUGUUGUCAGUAAAGUGUUGGGAAAAGACAAACCUGGACGUGUCAGAGGGAUGGGCAGAGGGAUAACUGCUACCAAGCUAGCUUUCAUUCAGGCUAGAGACUCUAGACUUGAAGAGUUGCAUAACGAGGUUGAAGACUUGAAGAAUCAGAUCCGUGACUUGGUUGGAAAGAAUAAAAACUCUGGUGCUGGGACUUCUCAAUCUGAGGUUAGUGAUGUAGGCAAAGGAGUUAGGUGUCAGAUACUGGAUUGGUAUGCGAAUAAAGAUAUUGUUGUUGGUGAGGGAGAAUUUUGCUCUGCUGAACCUCAGUAUCGGAUUGGCCGCAUUCCACUGGGUGAACACGGCGCAGCGGUCAUCGUCACUUCUGUAUCAGUUCCAGAAGCAUCUCUUUGGAGGCCAACAGCAGAUGUGUUCUUACUUCAGCAAGCUUUAGGAGUUAAGAUUGCAUGGCCAGUCGAUAAAGUUAUAUUGGACAGCGGAUUGGACAGCCAGAAUAACUCAGAAAAUACAGGUGGAUGCAAGGAUACUGGUACAGAUGAUGACCAACUUGGUAGAUUCAAAGUUUUUGAUUGGAAAAUGGAUGAAGUUAUUGCUGAGGGUGUUAUAUGUUCCACUGACAAAGAUGAGCUGAUCGAUAACAUACCUUUGGGUCUGAAUGCUGUUAUUUUGAUAGUUGAUUUGGUCCUUAAACCUGAAGCUUGUUUGUGGAGACCAAGUCCCGAAAUGUUUGUGAUGGGUGAUGCAUUGAAAACAAAGAUAGCAUGGCCAGUCCAUAGGUUAGAAUUAAUGGAUGCACCUGAACAGGCAGUAGGGAGAAGAUCAUCUACUCCGAGUGCAAGUAACACAAUCAAGACAUGCAAAGGAGCACAGGAAGUAGGCAGAAGACCAUCUACUCCGAGUGUGAGUACCACCAGCACAGGUAAAGGAGUAAAGAAGAAGUGCAUCCUGUUAGACUGCAAUAACUCUGGCCGCAAAGUUGCAGAAGGCAGAGUGUGCUCCACUGACCCAGCUGUUCUUAUCCAUCACGUCCCAUUAGGUCAGAAUGCUAGCAAAGUGUGGGUAGAAGUUUCUAAGAUUGAUGAUGCAUGUGUGUGGAGACCCAAUUCAGAAAUCGAAUACAUUUCUGAUGCAAUAGGCACUACAGUGGCUUGGCCAAAUGACAAACUCUUGUUCAUCUAAGCUUUCUAAGUAUAAUCUCGAUUUCAACUUUUUAGUACUCAUAGUCAACAAACAAAGUACUUAUUU